Molecule: messenger RNA, 206 nt
Organism: Symbiodinium sp. CCMP2592
Lineage: Eukaryota; Dinophyceae; Suessiales; Symbiodiniaceae
Source: the annotation of a GenBank genome assembly
GCAGCGCCGGCGCUACUACCGGGGCAACGUGGACUCGAGGUCUCACCUGGAGCGCGAGGAGGAGAAUAUUCGUCGUCGCCAGGAGCACCGAUCGAGGCUUCCGGAGGAGCAGAAGAUAAGGGAAAUGGACGAGCUCCGCGACUGCACCUUCCGCCCCUGCCUCGUCAAGAAGCUAAGCUCCAGCCCGACGACGCCGCGGCAGCCAG